AAGUUUGGAGUCUCUGCGGUCUGAACAUCAGUCAGGGGAACGCCUGGAAUGACAGUCACUUUAGCUCUAAUUACUUCUCUACUGUCACCGUGCUGUCAGCAGCGUUCAGGCUAUCUCUGCUCGCGGGUUCCAUCCCCGUCUGCCGCUAUGGGUCCCCGGGGAACAGCCCUGUUCACGCUGUGGCUUUGCUCUGCCGUGUUUUCCUCGGCUCCCUCCCCUUUCCUGACUUCUGAAGAGGAGCCGGGCUGCUUCAAAGUCAACAGCUGCAAAUGCAUCAUGAAGGACGGCAGCGGCGUGAUAAACUUGAAAGCCGUGGGAGAUGCAGAUGGUUUCCUGGAGCGUUUGAGGCCUGUGCCAGCAGACAACAUGUCGGCCAGCGCAGAGAUCUUCCUUUCCUUCAGUCCUUGCCAGCACUUCUCAGAGCCAGAAGCUCCGACCCUCACUGACUGCACCGACGUCGCUGCGUGUCUCAUCGUCAGAAGGCAUAAAGGGCUCAGCGGUCACAAGGACUUCUACACUGACUAUGGGACACAUGAAGGCAAUGAGUUUCACUACAACCACACUCAGAAGACGUUGUCCGUCACAUACUUCGCCCGCAGGCCGCAGGCAGCAACAGUGGUGCAUUAUCACUGUGACCCGCGUCAGUCCACCUCCAUCGUCCAGAGGACGAGCCUAGUCCCAGGAGGGCCCCUGCUCCUCUGGGUGGAGAGCCCCUGUGCUUGUCCUAACGCCUGUGGAAUGGGAGAUCUGGGUUUGGGCACCAUCUUCCUCAUCCUCCUCUCCCUCAGUGCAGCUGCAUACUUUGUCCUUGGUUCCAGCGCUCUCAGGGCUUCUCGGAGCAACAGUGGGAUGCAGAUCUCCCCGGAGUGCAGUGUGUGGUGCAUGAUCUGCUACCUCUGCAGCGAAAGACCUGCAAGGAAGCGACGCACAAACUGGCGACCAUAACCCGUAGGAGGCAGUAGAGGAAAGUGCUGAACCAUGUAGGGAGCAUAGUGCAUUCAAAUGCAUAACUAUGGAUACACUAAUGCAAUCAUAGCAACAAAACCCCUGCAGAUUUCUGCUGGUGAUCGUGGUCUUCUGAGCUAGUGAGGGAUUUCUGUGAGACUGAAGAAACAAAUGAAUUAGAGUGAAAUGAACAGAUACAUCAUGUUUUUGUACAAAUCUAGAAAAGCUGUUUGUUUACCUGAAUUUCAUGAUUAUGACUAAAAGGAAACAUGAAAGAAACAUGAUCUAAAUGACAAAAAAAGUUCUGGAUGCUUCUCCAUCCCUCCACUCAUGUGGCUAAGCUGACACUGCUGUGGUUUUCCUAAGAUAAACCACGUUUGACGUGUCUUAUUCUUCUCCUCUGACUCAUACCUGCUCUCUGUGUCACUGUGGGUGAUGUGAUGCUGGUCGCCCCUCUCUGUGUGGUCCCAUGUCGUUCCAGCAGCUGUCCCUCAUCCAGCUGUUGGGCUGAAGCUCACCGUUGCUGCUUGUUCAUGACAGUUGGAUUUUACUAAUGACUGCUCUCCUGUGACUCAACGCGGCGUCACGCUCUGCCGCUGACCUCAUCAGAGCCUCAUUAGACACCAAUUAAGCAGAUCCAACGACAUUCCAUCCUUUAGCACCCCACCCAGACUGAGGGGGUAAUUGGCUGAAUGCAACUUGUUAAGACCAGAAAAGGACAGCUUGUGUUCUUCUGUCAUUUCUCCUUCAGUUUCUAUUUGAUGUUACUGUCCUCAAAUUGGGACCAUAACAGUUAAAGGUACUCUCAGGACAGGAUUUGAACAUCUGAACCUUUAAGAAAAUUUAAUCUGAGAACAACAAGAAUCCAAAGUUUGAUGCAGGAUUUUGACCUCCAUCAUUCAUGUUUUCCUGAAUUCACACUGACCUCAGCAGCAUGCAUUCAAGUGGCCACUUCCAAUGACAAGUCUAUGCAAAUGUGCGUUUGUGGCUUCAAAACUCUCGUAUUUACGUGUGGCCACUAUAGUUUUUACAGAUGUUUUCUGGUUCUACGGACGUACACAAACUCUUUCACUUAAAGGGCCAAAUACAAUAUUUCUUUGCAUGAAAUAAAAGGAGAAAAUAAAGAAUAUGGUUUAAUUUAUUUAUUUUAUUCUGUAACAUACAUUAGUAAGAAUAGAAAGGAACAUUUGUCUUUGAAACUAUUAACAGCGAGGCCUCCCUGGCCAUUUUUGAUUGAAAAACAAGAGCAAGCUAAACAAACUUUCUUCCAAUGAAAACAGUAAACUGGGAUCCUAAUGACAGACGUGGAGCUGGUAUUUGACUUUAUCUGUUUCCUGUUGUCGCUCCAUCUUGGCUAUAGCUGAAAAGGCCACUAAAAGCAUCAGAAGGGACCGUGAAGGUAAUUUCUAAAAAAAAAAAAGAAAAAAAAAAAAAAAAAAAAAAAGCCCAGAGCUGACUCACUUGUGGGUUGUUGCUAACAGCGCCACCUGGAGGCCGAAAGUAUAUUACAGCCAAAGAGUUUUGGAACAUCGAAGAAUCAAUGGGAAACGGGUCAGGGGAUUUAACUAAACACUCCGCGGCUUCCGCAACCAUGACUUGGUGGGCCAAAUGAUGACCUUUCUUGAGCCAAAUUUGGCCCGUGGGCCACACUUUGGGCACCCAUGACAUACGUGAACAGGGAUUGAAAGCCAAACCAUAUAGAACUUCAACCAAUCAGGGACCAAAUGGUAAUAUGUGAAUGAAGUCCCUGUUAAUUCACAAAAGCAUCAACUUGUGGCAACACGAGCGGUUCAGGUACGUACUAAUAAUGGAGGAUUCAAACCUGGUGGAGACGUGGUUCCAGAUAUCAAAAAGAUGACCAUAGAUAGUGUAAAAUGUUCAACUAUUUAAAGACUUGUGAUAAAACCACUAGGGGCCUAGAGCCCACCUGCAACAGAGACCUGGCUACUCUAGCAAAACAAAAAACACAAAUCACAUGCAUUAACAUAGAGUGAACAGAAUCCAACCCGGGGGGGGGGGACACGGCACAAAAAACAAACAACCAAAAUGUCCACUUGAGUACCAGUCACUGUUGCAGCAGCUCUGAAUCAAAAAAACAAAAGAAAAACAUGCAAACAGCCCCUUAUUUGGCACACAGAUGCAUAAAAUCAACAAGUUAGAAACAGUCCAUCAACUUCUCCAGCAGGACUCAAGAGAGAUGGAAAAGCACGAAUCCUCAAAGUUCCGCCAAGUCCCAAAAACACUAGCGGAAACACUGCUGCUCAGCGGCUGACCCGGCGACCAAAAGAAGUGGAUGAGGGAGGCCUGUGAAGCACCUGUGGUUAGUCGUGGAGAAGGGAACAAGACCCAUAAAAAACAGAAGUGGGUUCCAAAUCAACUAUGCGUUCUGUUCCAAUUCACCUUUGUUUUACCAGCUGCACGGCCGAUCCGCUGUGCGACAAGGGAUUACAGCCACCACUGCACUGGCAGUGGAGACCCAAAAAGGGUGACUUGACUCUCAGCCCAGAGUCAAGACGCGCCAGCUCAGUCCCAUUUUCAUAGGUGGCCGGGUGCUUAUUAGGAGCACCUGGAUGGGAGUGACUACACCUGUACAUCAGCCUAAUUAGAUCGUUUAAAAUUGAUCAUGAAGGAGAAAUUAAUCUUAACACUUUGAAUUAUAUGACGCCAAGUAUAUAUACAGAAGGUGGCGGUAAUGCACCUCCAUGUUGGUGCCACCCGCCAUUUAAACCCCCUACCAUAAAUGGGGGACAUGCGCUACUAAAUCAUAGAAAUAUAAGUAGAAGCCCCUCCCUGCUUGUCCAGUGUGAACACCAUAAGAUAAACCCACAUUCAAGAAAGCAUGUUUAGCGUGUUAUUGAACGCAGCUUUAUCCAGCUCAUGAUCAAGCUCUGCAGAGGCCGAAUGAUGACAGUCGUUAGGCGUGUUGGUGGAUCUUCAGCACCAGACAUCAAUGUUGGCUAACCAACAGACUCCCAAAGCAGCGCAGCAGACGGUGUAAAUCUUGGGUUGACCAUUCAGCCGUUAACAUCAUUAUCAGGAUCAAGUGUGGGAACAGGUGUUUUCUCGUAGUCAGCACUAUUUCAAAAGGUUCCUGCUGCAGGGGGGUCACGUGAACAUCCUGGUGAGUAAAUCCAGCUUCUUGUAUGACCGCCAGUAACAUUUAUGCUUCAUUUGAGACGUUUGGUUUGCUGGUUUUGUCACAAUGUGAUAUGCUGUGUAUGAAUAAUGUUGUGUUCUCUUUUUGAGGCUUUUCACCUACUUCGUCAAGGUUUACACUGGAUAUAAGUGGGAUUUGCUUCAUGUCUACCACAGCUACAUAAUUGUUGCCCUUAUUUUUUCUCCUUCUCUGGAUUUGAAGAAGAGAUUUAAUCAUCCUCGAGCUUCUUUCAUGCAGCCGUUCCUCUCCCCUCUGAGACGUCCCUGUGCUGCGUGAAACAGCCCCUCCUGCUAUGGUGUCAUAAUAAACUGUGAUCGGCC
This is a messenger RNA of Oryzias melastigma (Indian medaka), 4422 nucleotides long. RefSeq lists its product as uncharacterized. Bases 49 to 945 code for a protein of 298 amino acids. The transcript is spliced from 4 exons. The record is from RefSeq and is a predicted model, not a curated record. Lineage: Eukaryota; Metazoa; Chordata; Actinopteri; Beloniformes; Adrianichthyidae. Gene Ontology annotation, cellular component: trans-Golgi network.